Messenger RNA from Lutzomyia longipalpis, 955 nucleotides. RefSeq names its product transmembrane protease serine 2-like. Gene Ontology annotation, molecular function: serine-type endopeptidase activity. The transcript is spliced from 2 exons. Bases 31 to 876 code for a protein of 281 amino acids. NCBI's taxonomy places the organism in Eukaryota, Metazoa, Arthropoda, Insecta, Diptera, Psychodidae. Gene Ontology annotation, biological process: proteolysis. The record is from RefSeq and is a predicted model, not a curated record.
UGAAGGUGCUGUUGAAUAAAGUAUCUAGAGAUGAAGCUUUUCUGCAUUGUCGUUCUAGCUAUUCUGCUUGAUGUCUUUGACGGAGCAAACGGACAUGGCAAACAUCCAGAAAUAAAGAGAAAUAAAACUGAGAUAUCACCAGCAGGACGAGUCUACGGUGGAUAUCUAGUUCGCCAGGAUGAUCCACAAAGGCAGGGCUUCACUGUUCGAAUUACCUACUACUUACACGGCACAACGGCAGAUGAUGCUUGUUCAGGAGCCAUUAUUACUUCAGAAUGGGUUAUAGCAACAGCUUGGUGUCUUGAAGCCCCUAAUUCUGACGAUACUUUUGACGUUAGGAUUACUGAUUUGCAAGGAACCCGAUGGCAAACAACCCUUACGGAGACUGUUUUAAAUCCGGAUUAUGACAGCAAUACCCUGGUAAAUAAUAUUGGAAUGGGAAAAGUUGCUGAUCCAUACACUUUCAAUGAUUACCUCUUUCCGGUAAGUGAAGGUGGUACUGAUUGGUAUAACGACUACUUUACGGGUGAAAAGUUAAACUUCUGUGGAUAUGAAGAUGUCUAUACCGUCGAUACGUAUCUUAUUGAAGAGCCAACUUGCAAUACCUUCGUCCCGUGGAACCGUAGGAGAUGUGAGGCAGCUGGCUUAGAUCUCACUAGUACGGAGUUCUGUGCAGCAAGCUCGGACUAUACAAUUGUUGCUGGUUGCUACUACGACUUUGGCGCUGUCCUCGUUUACUACGAUCCUACUGAUGGGACAUCCUAUGCGUAUGGCCUGGCAUCCUACACCACUCCCAAUGUCUGUACAAAGGGUCCAACUGCUUACCUCAAUUUGGUCUACUACAACGCUUGGAUCGAAAGCGUUCUUUCCGACUAAAAGACGUUUAAGUCGAUAAAAUUAUAAAAUUUCAAACAUGAGAGCCAUUGCUCCAAAAUAAAAUUAUUUAGCUGCAAAA